AAUGGCGUCGGUCACCGGGAAAACUCGAACGUUGCCUACACAUCGCGGCGCUCAGCUGUCUAUGGCACUCGCCGUGGCGCGGCGCUGGGCGUGACGGAGCCCUUUUCAACCGGGCUGGGCGGCGACUGCUUCUGUCUUUUUUACAGCGCCAAAGAGAAAAAAGUGCAUGGGCUCAAUGGAUCAGGCCGUGCGCCGGCAGCGCUGACUAUCGACAGACUACGGCGCGAGUUUGGAGUCGCUGGGGAUGAGAUACCAGCACACAGCGCGCACGCGGCCACUGUGCCGGGUGCGGCGGCCGGGUGGGUCGAUACGCUGCAGCUAUUUGGUUCGGGCCGCAUCCGGCAAUUUGUUGGCGAUAGUGGAUUCCCAGUUGGAGAGCUGACCUCUCCAUUCUGGCGUGACGGAGCAAAACUGCUGACCACGGCAUCGCCAAACGGCAGCGAACUUUUAAUUAACGGCGCGGGUCCGCUGCCAGGGCAGGUUUUCCGAAAUACAGCGCUGGCAUCAACAAUGCGGCUGCUGGCACAGGAUGGGGCUCGCGGGUUCUAUGAGGGGCCCGUUGCCAGUGCAAUUAUUGAUUGUUUGAAAGAAAGCGGCUGUGUCAUGACGCUCGACGAUCUGUGCGCGCACCACAGCUCGACAGAGGAGCCCAUUUCAUAUGAAUACCGCGGGCAUCGGCUGCAUGAGUGCGCACCCAAUUGCAGCGGCCUGGCUGCGCUUCUUGCCCUGGAUAGUCGAUGCGCUGGAAAAUUCUCGGACUCCCUGCGCCUGGCAUUUGCUGACGCGCGUCGCUACGUGUGUGAUCCUGAUUUUUCCUCUAUUCCUGUAUUGCAGCUGCUUUCGCCUGCGUACCUGGCUGCGCGUGCUGCGUGCUUUGACCCCGGAAGCGCCGCUGCUAGCGUCACGCAUGGCACACCACUGGGUGGCUCGGACACAGGGAAUGCGUGCAGCUUUGUCAACUCGACAUUCCACCCCUUUGGUACUGGCAUUGUGCCGCGCGGAUGUGGUUUUGCACUGCAGGAUCGUGGCUGCCUGUUCAGCCUGGACCCAGCCCAUCCAAACUGCCUCGAACCAAGGAAAAGACCAUACCACACAAUCAUACCAGCAAUAGUCACGACCGACGGUGACCUGUUCAUGUCUUAUGGCAUCAUGGGCGGGUUCAACCAGCCGCAGGCCCACUUGCAGGUCUUGCUAAAUAUUGACGGCCGCGUGGCAAUUGAGGACGGCAUCUCUCAACAUACCAUAGACCAGCUGCAACGCAUGGGCCACAGCGUCUACAUUGUGACUGGGCUGCAGCGCUCAUUGUUCGGCCGCGGCCAGGUCAUCAGGCAGUACACAGACCAGCUAUUGGGCAUACCGCCUGCUUUAAAUCAAGUUUGAAGUUGAAAAACGACCACACGUGUGUGAGAAUUUUUCUGUUCAUGCCAGUUGCAUGUUUUUUUUGGGCUGCUAAUUUUUCCGUCGUAUUUUUCUGAUAAACACUGCAUGCAGAGUCGGAUUCAUAUGUGUCGAUCUCUUUCUGCG
This is a messenger RNA of Kickxella alabastrina, 1524 nucleotides long. RefSeq names its product nucleophile aminohydrolase. The record is from RefSeq and is a predicted model, not a curated record. Lineage: Eukaryota; Fungi; Kickxellomycota; Kickxellomycetes; Kickxellales; Kickxellaceae. The annotation marks the transcript as partial. The transcript is spliced from 7 exons.